Molecule: messenger RNA, 1409 nt
Organism: Annulohypoxylon truncatum
Lineage: Eukaryota; Fungi; Ascomycota; Sordariomycetes; Xylariales; Hypoxylaceae
Product: manganese and iron superoxide dismutase
Exons: 3
Coding region: 34-921 (295 amino acids)
Biological process (GO): superoxide metabolic process
Molecular function (GO): metal ion binding; superoxide dismutase activity
Source: RefSeq, a predicted model, not a curated record
UGAAAUAUCUCCAUACACAACCACACACCCACAAUGUUGCGACCAAGAUUACGCAUACCAAGGCCAGGCCGAUUAUGGCGCCCGGCAAUAUCCUCACGCCAGCUACACUCUGUUCCAUAUCUACACCAAUUCAAACCCGAGGAAGGAGUUCCAGGUUUAUUAUCACCAGGCGGUUUCGAUCUAGCAUGGACGCAAUACAUGAAUUUUGUUAUAGAAAAGCUCAACACAAUGAUUGCAGAGGACGACUUCGGACAACAAGACCCCUUAUCUAUCGUCAAAGCGACCGCCCGCGAGCCUUCACUGGCACACAUCUUCAACUAUGCCUCUAUGGCAUACAACAACCACUUCUUCUUCGAUAACCUCGCGAGAGUGGAACCAGGACCCAAUGAACCUACAGGAGAAGACAGGAUCCCGGAACAGCUGAGGCAGGAGAUCACUCGGCAGUUCAGCUCGGUGGAGACGCUGCGGCGCGAGUUCCUGUCGACGGCGGUGGGCAUGUUCGGGCCGGGCUUCGUCUGGCUCGUGAAGCCGGCGCAGUCGGAGCAGUUCAAGAUCCUGCCGACGUACCUGGCCGGGACGCCGUUCACGGCGGCGCACUGGCGGCGGCAGGGCGUCGACAUGAACACGCAGGGGCCGGCGGGGCGCGACGUCGUGGACGGCUGGCUCGGCCGCACGCAGGCCGGCGCCGGCGCGACCAACGUCGGCUCCCGCUUCGUCGACCACAAUAUGGUGGCGCCGGGGGGCAUCGACGUCAUCCCGCUGCUGUGCCUCAACACGUGGGAGCACGUGUGGCUGCGCGACUAUGGCAUCGGCGCCAAUAAUGUGGGUGGCAAGAGGCAGUUCGUCAAGAGCUGGUGGGACGUCAUCGAUUGGAAUAAGGUCGAGGAUCGCGCGAUCCCGAGCAGGAGGUUCAAGUCUUAGGUUAGGAGGCUUUUUACUAGGUGCCUACUAGACAGGUAGAUAUGUGGAAGGUACUAGGACUAGGUAUCUAGAAGGCUUACUACAUACUCGCUUGGUCCCGGUGUAUGAUAUGGGAUUCGACGCGAAAAUCCCUUGCAGAUAGCUACCUAUCUACCUACGUAGACAGACAGCUGGCUAGGCUGGAGAGGGCCAUGUGCUAUAUAAAUGAAAUGUGUAAAUGAUACAUGAUAGUAUGUGGUCUUGCAAUGAUGGGUGUUUGACUUUAGGCAAUGGGUAUGGAAAUUCUUGUUUCUAUUCUUGUCAUUCCAUCCAUGCCAAGUAGGUUGUCAAGUAAGGGAUAGCUCUUCAACUAACUUACAUCCAUAACCCGAGGCUUAGAUGGUUAUGUUAUACAUAUACGACUUAUAAUAGAACUUAUAAUAGUAUCACUCGCUACCAGGACCACGGAGAAGGGAAAGUAUUGAAGUGAAGUAGGUGUUUUAUUUUUU